Messenger RNA from Drosophila ficusphila, 1350 nucleotides. Its product is annotated as beta-1,4-glucuronyltransferase 1. The coding region runs from base 1 to 1329 and encodes 442 amino acids. Gene Ontology annotation, molecular function: glucuronosyltransferase activity. The transcript is spliced from 4 exons. NCBI's taxonomy places the organism in Eukaryota, Metazoa, Arthropoda, Insecta, Diptera, Drosophilidae. The record is from RefSeq and is a predicted model, not a curated record.
AUGAACUUUAAGGAUAUCUCAACAUUUUUACUAUUUUCACAGUGCCAUAUAUCCAACUGGAGUUCUCUGAAAAUUGUGUUGGCCUUCCUGUCGGUCAACAUCUUUUGGCUUUUGAAGCAUUCGGAUGUCGCCUACGCACUGCUGCAACCUCUGAACAGUUUGGACGGCUUUGUGAUUCCGAAUAACUCGGCAGUGUUGGCAUUUGAGCACAUCGAUCUUAGCUUUGGCCGCUGGGACAAUCAGCAGCUGUACAGGAUCAAGGACUUCGCAUUGCUGGGCGAUCAGUACAUUGACUCUUCCGAUGGCAGUUUGAUUUGCUUGGCCACACAGACUUCGGUGGAGCGCCUCAAUUCUCUGCCCCAGGUGGCUGCCAACUGGCAGGGAAAGAUGUCCGUGGCCGUUUUUGCCGCUGGUCACGAGGAGUUCUUUGUCCUGCAAUAUUUCGUGACCUACAUGCGUCUGUGUUUUGCCAACAUCCGCGAGAAUGCCACGUUUCAUUUGCUUACGCCCAGGGACUACGAUAAGCUGCCCCGAGUGGAGGCACUCCCCCUGAAUAUGAGAGGCAAGUUCGACUGCCAGUAUCCGGAUAGAACGCUUAAAUCGCUGCUCAAGUUCCGAUCUUUAAAAACCCUGCAGUGGCGGCAAAGAAACACCUAUCCACAAAACCACAUGAGGAACUUGGCGCGCAAGGGCUGCCAGACAAAGUACGUCUUUCUCACCGACAUCGACAUUGUGCCCAGCACGAACAGCGUGCCGCAGCUAAACCAAUUCUUCAGGACAGCAAACUGCUCCAAAAGUUGUGCCUACGUAAUCCCUACUUUCGAGAUCGACGUUAGAGCCACGUUUCCCCACUCCAAGAACUCUUUGCUACGGUUGAUAAGAAAAGGUUUGGCCCGACCUUUCCACGAAAAGGUGUUUAUAUACAACCAAUAUGCAACCAACUUUUCCAAAUGGUUAUCCACAAACGCAAGUGAGACGGAGGUCUCAGUAAGCCAUAUCGUAACAAACUUUGAAUUCCUCUAUGAACCAUUCUACAUUGCUGUAGACAACGCACCCGCCCACGACGAAAGGUUUCUGGGCUACGGGUUUACCAGAAACUCCCAAGUGUAUGAAAUGCAUAUAGCUGGCUAUCAGUUCUAUGUAUUGUCUCCAGUUUUUACCGGCCAUUGGGGAUUACAAAGGAAGCAGGCGAGACCUGCUUGGCGAGAGCAGCAGAACAAUGCGAAUCGAAGAAAGUUUGAUGUUUUUAAAAGCGAAAUAUUUGUGCGGUACAAAAAUGACCCCCGUCUGCUAUUGAAAUCCAAAAGGAAUCAAAUCUUAGUUAAAUAAAAACUUUAUUAGUUGAUAGCA